AUGCCUCAGAAUUACUGCCUGGAGGCGGAAAGCGGCUCCCUGGUGGGCAAGCUGGCGGAGGAUGCGGGGCUGCCGCCGGCGCAGCUCUCGGCUCGCCGCGCCCGCCUGGUGUCGGAGGACGGCCGGCAGCAUUUUCGCUUGGAGCGCGCCUCCGGCCGCCUGCUGGUGGCGGGGAGGCUGGACCGGGAGCAGCUGUGCGGCCAGUCCGCCACCUGCAUGCUGCCCUUCGAGCUGCUGCUCUCCAGCCCCCUGCAGUUCUUUCGCGUCGAGGUGACUCUGGAGGACAUCAAUGACCAUUCACCUGUUUUCCGAGAAGACCGAGUCACUUUUGAUAUCCCGGAAACGAGCGACACGGGCUCUCGUUUCCCACUGGAGGUUGCUCAGGAUCUCGAUAUUGGCAGCAACACAGUUCAGGCGUACAGCAUCUCUCCUGAAAACGAGUAUUUCACUGUCUCCUAUGGAAGUCGGACUGAGGCUGACAAAUAUCUUGAACUUGUUUUGGAAAAGCCACUAGAUAGAGAGAAGGAGGCAGAGAUUGGUUUCAGUGUUAUUGGUGUGGAUGGGGGCUCUCCUCCUAGAAGUGGGACUAUCGAGAUCUCUGUUAUCAUUCUAGAUGUAAACGACAAUGCUCCCAAAUUCACACAAGAACGUUAUAUUGGGAAGGUUCUGGAGAACAUGCCAGAAGGCUCUGUGGUUCUGACUGUGCUGGCAACUGAUCCAGAUGCAGGAGUUAAUGGGGACAUCUCCUAUCAACUCAACGAAGGAGUUCACCAGAGCAACUCAGCAUUUGUGAUUGAUCCCUUAACUGGUGAAAUUAAACUCACAAAACCUCUGGACUUUGAGGCAGCCAACACUCACGAGCUCACUGUUAGGGCCAGAGAUGGUGGAGGACUCUCAGCAAUCUGCAAGGUGUUGGUGGAGGUGGUGGAUGUGAAUGACAAUGCCCCAGAGGUGGUGGUCAGUUCCUUCAGCAGUCCCCUCCCCGAGAACACAGUGCCCGGCACGGUGGUUGCCCUGUUCUCGGUCAGGGACCGGGAUUCUGGUGCCAACGGGAAGAUCUCCUGUGCCCUGGAGGAUGAGCUGUCCUUCUCCCUGCGGGCAGCCUAUAAGAAUUACUAUGAGCUGGUGACAGUGAGCGCGCUGGACCGGGAGGAGAGGCCUCAGUACAUCGUGAGUGUGACGGCAGCAGAUGCGGGCUGGCCUCCUCUGAGCACCACGCAGACCUUCACGGUGGAGAUCUCGGAUGUCAACGACAACGCCCCCGUCUUCAACCAGAGCUCCUACACCAUGUACGUGCGUGAGAACAGUGCGGCCGCGGUGUUUGUUGGAGCCGUGAGCGCUGCAGAUGCUGACGUGGGGCUGAAUGGCAAGGUGAGCUAUUCCCUGGCAGCAGAGCAAGGGGCGGAGCGGCCCUGGUGCUCCUGCCUGUCUGUGGACUCGGAGAAGGGGCACGUGUUUGUGCUGCGGCCCCUGGACUACGAGCACUUGAGGCAGACGGAGGUGACGGUCAGUGCCUCUGACGCGGGCUCUCCUCCCCUGCGAGCCAACGUCACCGUCCGCCUGGUCGUGCUGGACGAGAAUGACAACGCCCCGCUCGUGCUGUACCCAGCCCAGGAGAGCAGCCCAGGCUCCAGCGAGCUGGUGCCCGUGUGGGCCGAGGCGGGCUACCUGGUCAGCAAAGUGGUGGCCGUGGAUGCGGACUCGGGCCAGAACUCCUGGCUCUCGUUCCAGCUGCUGAGGGCCAGCGAGCCAGGGCUGUUCUCCGUGGGCCUGCAAAGCGGGGAGGUGCGUCUGAGGAGGCCGGUGACAGAGAGAGACAGCGUGAAGCAGAAGCUGGUUGUGCUGGUGAGAGACAACGGCAAGCCCCCGCUGUCAGCCACGGCAGCUCUGAGCGCUCUCCUGCUCAAGGACUUCUCAGAGGUGCGCCUGCCGCACAGCAGCCCGGCCUCCGAGGACCAGGGCGGCUCCCUGACCACCUAUUUGAUCAUUGCCUUGGUCUUUGUCUCACUGCUCUUCCUCGUCUCCAGCGCCGUCUUGGUGGCUCGCAAGGUGUGCGGGAGGCAGGAGCUGAAGGCUGGCCCUGUGCUUUAUGCUGCCGACACCUUGCAGAGCGGCCUGGCCGAUGCAGCCGCUGCAGGGACCCUGCCCCGCGCCUAUUGCUACGAGAUCAGCCUGACCACGGGCUCGGGCAACAGCGAGUUCAAAUUCCUCAAGCCCAUCGUGCCCAGCCUGCCCCCUCAGCACUGCGCCGUGGGCCAGGGCCCGGAUGAGGAACAGGAUUUCCCCGGUGUCCCUGUCAGCAGCGAGGACAUGGCCCCAGACACUGCUGGGGCUCUCUCUGCAGGACAGUUCAACGCUCUUUCCGGCCCGGCCCGGCCCGGCCCGGCCCGGCUUAGAGCAGCGCAGCGCAGCCGGGCGGAGGUGGCAGCGGCUGCGGCAGCGAGCGCUGCCCCGUGUCCCCCGCUGCCGGGACAGCCCGGCUGCAGAGGUUGCGGAGCGCCGGCCGCAAUCUGA
Molecule: messenger RNA, 2514 nt
Organism: Passer montanus (Eurasian tree sparrow)
Lineage: Eukaryota; Metazoa; Chordata; Aves; Passeriformes; Passeridae
Product: protocadherin beta-15-like
Exons: 2
Coding region: 1-2514 (837 amino acids)
Biological process (GO): homophilic cell-cell adhesion
Cellular component (GO): plasma membrane
Molecular function (GO): calcium ion binding
Source: RefSeq, a predicted model, not a curated record